Molecule: messenger RNA, 1707 nt
Organism: Mycena indigotica
Lineage: Eukaryota; Fungi; Basidiomycota; Agaricomycetes; Agaricales; Mycenaceae
Exons: 11
Coding region: 1-1707 (568 amino acids)
Biological process (GO): N-glycan processing
Cellular component (GO): glucosidase II complex
Source: RefSeq, a predicted model, not a curated record
AUGGUAGCGUUACAGGCAAGAGUCGGAUUACAUAAACACCACCACGUCCACUCUCUGAUGCUGCUACCGUGGCUGCUCACGCUUCCCUUACCUGCCUUCGCAGCCAUCGAGAAGACUCUCGGAGUACAUCCAGGACUUCUCUCUAAAUAUUCUGCCCCCAAAUCUGGCGCGCUGUGGAAGUGCUUGGAUGGUUCUAAAUCCAUUCCUUGGGAUUUCGUGAAUGACGACGCCUGUGACUGUCCUGACGGUAGCGAUGAACCUGGCACCAGCGCAUGCGUCAACAGUACCUUCUACUGCCAGAAUGCUGGACACAUUGGCGCGACAAUUCCAAGUUCGAGAGUGAACGACGGUCUUUGUGAGCCCCAGUGUUGCGACGGCUCGGAUGAACAACCUGGCGUGUGCCCCAAUGCGUGUAAAGAAAUCGGGGAGCAAUAUAGGAAGAAGAGGGACGCAGAGCUCAAAAUUAGGAAGACUGGUGCUAAAAUUCGAGCGUCCUACAUUACAUUUGCCCACAAAGAGAAGAAACGGUUAGAGGCCCUCAUAGAAACAUCGUCUCAAGAAAUUGUUGCCCGAGAAAAAGAAGUCGCUCGGCUGCGAGAUAUCGCUGAACGAACGGAAUCGCUUUCCGCUGCCGCGCUGGAGCACAAGAAGCAAUCUCCCCUAUACGCUUCUCUCAUAUCCCACUCUGCGGCACUUAAGGCUCUUCAACGCGAACACAAAAAACAUCUCGAGCGUGAAAAGGAACUAGGCAACAUUCUUGACGCCCUGCGCAAAGGGUACAAUCCUAACUAUCAGGACAUGGCUGUCCUUGAAGCGGUUCGUGGCUGGGAAUACCUCGCUGGUCUACCCCAUAUUGGUGUGGAAGAGGAUGCCAAAAAAGAUGCAGAUGUGUCGGUCUCUGACGAAGAGGCUGGUAUCGAAGACGGCGACUCAGAUGAAAAGGCCACAUCGGACUCUAAUGAAGAAGUUUGGACUCCUCAAGACCUCGAGACUGGUCUUGAUGACCUCCUCAACUCGGAUUAUAUAUCACUGCUGAUGGCUCAUGACGAACAUAUCCAGACCCCCCCUCCCAGCGCGCUGUUCAACCUUCGUUCGUACUUGCCCGACUCAUUUAUGCCUUCAUACGACGAAAUGCGAGAAACUCUCAUCUCCUGGCUCGAAGUCAUCGGUAUCUCGGGGACAGACACAGAGACUUCUGGAGACACUUCAAAGGCGCGACAAGCAUUGAAUGACGCCGAGUCGGCCCUCAACCGUGUCACAAGACAGAAGAAGGAGGCAGAGGACGACCUGUCAGAGAUAUUCGAUGUCGAUGGCUUCGGUGCUGAAGGCGAAUGGAAGAAACUCGACAACACAUGUCUCGAAUUAAACACGGGAGAGUAUACGUACGAAAUCUGCAUGUUCGAUGAAGCUCGGCAAAAACCGAAUAAAGGCGGUCAGACUUUCAGCCUUGGGAAAUUCUCGUCUUGGAACCCGUCUCCAGACGUAAAACCUGGAGAGCCUGCUUUCUAUGAAAAACAGGUCUACAAUCAGGGGACACGUUGCUGGAAUGGUCCAGAGCGAAGUGUCGUCCUGGUCAUGUCUUGCGGAACUGAGAACGCCAUCCUGACCGUGCAAGAGCUCGAAAAGUGUGAAUACCAGAUUACAGGCACGUCGCCGGCGUUAUGUCUGCCAUUAGAUGCCAAGGUAGAAGCGAGGGAGGAACUAUAG